This is a messenger RNA of Klebsormidium nitens, 3628 nucleotides long. The record is from the annotation of a GenBank genome assembly. Lineage: Eukaryota; Viridiplantae; Streptophyta; Klebsormidiophyceae; Klebsormidiales; Klebsormidiaceae.
CAUCAACGGAUGGUGCACAAUUGAGCCUUGGACGCAGCACUAGGACUAGCGGUUUGGUGGCGCCCUGCAUGGAAGAUUCCAGCAGAGCCUGUUAGAAUGUCGGCAAGUAGGUAGGGCACAGGAGAGACAGAAGAGUUGUUGACUGGGCAUGGGGCGAGAUCGCGAGAUCUGCAUCAUGUCCAUCUGGCACCACCAAUUGAACCGUGUUGAGAGUGAUCUCGGUCAUCGACAUGAUCACAGGCAAACCCCCAUUGGGGACGAAAGUCCGCAGCACUGUCUCGUCUAGCGCCGCUGCUUGUCACGCACCAGUUGCGUAGUACAAGGGGGCUACACCAAGCAGCUGCUCUGCCCAAUUGUCGCGUAGAAGUCUGGCCAGGCAGAUCCAAAUGACUUUGACUGCCAACAAGUGAUCUGCCUUAAGGUCUCUGCUUCAGGACUCAGAAGCUUUAACAUAAGCAGAAGGCCAAGUGACGGUGACCAAUCUUCAAAGACAAACUUUGCACGCUAGUACACCCACCACGUACUGACUUGCACUGCAAUUGCCAUAGCACAAAUCACGCUCCUGAGAGCCACUCCGCUCGCGAGCAACAGUCUCAGUGCAAUAGUCAGUAAGAAAGAUUUGAGUCUUAAGCAUACUGACUGAUCAGCUGAGAACAGCCAUCUACCUGAGCGGUAGCAUCGCCGCAGUUGAUCUUGGAUCUCUAUAGCAGACUUCUUCUAGAUCUGCAGGUCUGGCUCUUCUAGUGCCUGACCAGUCAAGAGUCAAAGCCAGUCGAACAAUCUGAUCAGCCCGCACUAGAGGAUGCAAAGGAGUGUCCUUCUGAUUGAUCCAGUCCAGGCAGUUCAGAAGCAGAGAGUCCAAGAUGAUUGGCUCAAGUCUAGCUCGUGUUAAGGUUUCUUCUAUCGCAUUUGCAACUCCUCAGCAGCAGGGAGCAAAAAGAUCCCAAUCAGCGGUGCGUCAAGCACCCUACUCUGCAGUACAGUCUGGGAAGUCAGGCGCUCAGCAAUUGACAACUGUAACUUUGAACAGUGACCCUCAUUUGCGGAGCUUCAGGCACCAGAUUAUCCCAGCGGUGCAGAAGGUGCAAUUCGUUGUCAGUGUUGAAAGAAGGAAGCCGGCCUUGGUUCAGUCGAUUCAAACGGCCAGUCCUAGCCUGGCACCUCCUUCACCAAGAGGCUUCAGAAAGAGGGCGGUGGAGUAUCCAGUUAGCACUGAGGAGUCUCCAGUGAGGAGGAGAGCUGCUGAGAGAUCAAGGCCGGUUCACACACGGGGUACCGCACAGGUGGCAUUUCCACCUCUUUCGAGCGAAGAAGAUGUUUGGAGGCAACUGGAAGCGUCGUCAACCAGCCUCGGGUCUUCAUCAACCGAUCUGAAGUCUGUGGAGGCAGUCAUUUUGUCAACUUUCCAGGAAUCAAUCGCAGCUCUUCGAUCCCCAGCCACAACGAGCACCCUCCUCCUUCACCUUCUCGCAGCACUCUACGGAUCGAACACUGUCGUCGCCAAGCUCAUAGACUCCUCAGCCGCAGACUUGCCCCCCAGUCUGACAACCUUGGCUAGAUACGUCAUCACGACGCUGCCCUUUGUACCUGCUCUCUGGGGAGCUCUCCGCUCAAAGGAAGAUGGUCUCUUCUUGGGGGGGUGUGAGCUGGGCCUGCAGGCCUUCCUUGGCAUCCUGUGUGGAUCAGCAGCUGCAAAGUCAGCGACAGCCAGCAACGCGUCGAUGCUGUUCACGUUCACGAUCAUCGUCAUGCCAAUGAUGGAGAUCUUUGCGGGCAGAUCGGUGAGCAAGCUGACCUGGGGCGCAACUCUGGCGGCCAUAUCGGCUAUGGGGCUGCUCGAGUGGGAGGGGGCCCACGUCCAUGACGCUCUGGCCCCUCACGCAGGCGACAUGUGGCCGCUUAUCGGGUGCGCUUUGUCAGCCGCACAAAUCUUCCGUUCUGAGAGUCUCUCGGCGAAGUUCGACCCACUGCACUUGACUGCGGUCCAGCUGGGCGUUCUGACCCUCCUCUCCGCCGGUUGGGAGGCCUUCACCCUGAUCAGCGGCGGUACGCACCUCGACGCCCUACAAGGUCAGCUGGAGGACCUUCCUUGGGGGCUGCUCUUGUACAGCGGCCUCGUCUGUGCUGGCCUCUGCCAGUGGGCGGAGCUCAAGGGCCUGCGCCACGUGCACGCCUCCACCGCGACGCUCAUCUACACCACCAUCCCCGUCUGGGGCGCUUUUCUCUCCUUCCUCGUUCGCGGCGAGCCGCCGGGCAACGCCACCACCCUGGGGGCCGCCCUCCUGGUCAGCCUCGCCGUCGGCGGCCAGGCGUUCCGCGGAGCCGCGGCCGCGUUCGGCGCCGUCCGGGGUUUGGAGGGUUUGGAGGCGGCCGAGACAGGCAUGGCCUUUUUGCCCAAGCUGGAGCUGGCCGCCCCGAAGGCGAACUCGGAGGCGCUCCCCGCCGCGCUUCUCUCGACGCAGCUCAAGCUGCCGUUCUACGCGGCGGAGGCGCAGCGCGUCAUGGCUGAGACGAAGCUCCGCCUCGCGGCGGCCAAGUCGUCGCUCGAGUCGUGGAGCGGUAGCCUGAUCGGAGGGCUUACGGGGCCUAACUCGGAGGAGCUCAACGGCAGUCAAAACAACCCCUCCACGGCGGUGUCAACCUUGAACCCCGUUCCAGAUGCUGCUGCGCUCGCGCACCGCACCGCCGAAGCUUCUCACGCCUAUCCGAUCCACCCCGGCGUCGAAGCGCCCUCCUCGCACCUAGUCGGGACCGCUGAUGCGGCCAUCCACGCAGGAGGAACGCUGGCCAAGUCUUUCGUGGACAAGGCAGAAGCGCUGGGAGCGGUUCUUACUUCGGGAAGUGUACAGAUUACGGACUUCGCAAACGAGGGCCUUCGGACGGCAGCGUCCGCAGAGCAAAACCUGGCUCAGUCGUGGAUCACAGCAGUGGAGCCGCCACUCAGCUGGAUCGGACACGUGGCCGCGCUGGAUGUGGCCACGUGGUGCCAUCUCCUGCGCCACUGAACUCCCCUCCUUCGGAGCCCCUGAUUGUGAGAAGCUUGCCCUAUAAAAUAAGAGGACGAGAUCAGCCGCAUAAACAAAAACUUUCGUUGAGUCCAGGAUCAAUAGAUUUGCGAGGUCAAAAAGGCACGCGCUUGACAUAGGAGCAGCCAAAGCUGUGUGUGGUGGGUCAAAACGUAGUCUGCGUUUGAUGUGUGGGGCGAUGAGGCAGACACAUUGUCUGGAAAGCUGUAAAUAAUAUUUAAGCCGCUGUAAUAGUCAGACACAUUGUCUGCGUAGGACGUGGAUGUAACUUGAGCAGUAGGGCAGCCACAUAGCUGGUUCGAAUGAUUGAUCGCUUGUUGAUAGGCCCUUCGGCGGUGAGGGGAGAGUCUUCGAGGCCUGCAUAAGUUGAGCUUAAAGCUAAAUUUGACAUUGCAAAGACGAUGAGAUUUCUUAGAUGUAGCAGUUUUCUACUUCACGCGCCCAAUCCACGUGUGGCGCAGGGAUAAGGCAAAGUCGAUUCGAUUGAGGGUGAUCUGAAAAAGUUCGAAAGCUAGCUACAGAUCUGUGAAACACUAUUCUAACCGUCACCCCUCAUGCUCCAACUUAUUCCUGAGAUGUCCUGGUAUGGAGCUUGACCUGAC